Messenger RNA from Parnassius apollo (apollo), 1350 nucleotides. NCBI's taxonomy places the organism in Eukaryota, Metazoa, Arthropoda, Insecta, Lepidoptera, Papilionidae. The record is from the annotation of a GenBank genome assembly.
AUGACUCCAGAACAAAUUGCAGAACUUAAAAAAAUAAGUCCUUAUGUCACACUUUCUCGAGGGAAGGAUAAUGCCAGAAAGGAAAUGAAAAAGAAAAUGGAAGAAGGUUUGUUGGACGACGAUAAUAUGGAGAGUGUGGAUUACUUUAGACGACAACUAGAUUCUGAAGUCAAGCGCAUUACACAAAUGUGUGAAACUUGGGACAAGAUCUCGCAGCAAGAACUUUUGUCUGAGUCUGCACAGGAGAUGGUGCUGGGCGCUGUGGGGCAGGCGCGGCUGCUGGUGUCGCAGAAGUUGGCGCAGUUCGGGUCGCUGGUGGCGGCCUGCGAGUGCCCCGACCCCACCACUGGACUCGUCACGCCCACCGACCUCCAUGGCUUUUGGGACAUGGUCUUCAUGCAGGUUGAAAAUGUGGACAUGCGCUUCAAAAAACUCGAAGAACUUCGCGCCCGCAAUUGGGUUGAGGAAACCCCAGUGAUACAAAAGAAAAGAGCCCCCAAAACAGCUAAAAACAGCAGCAAGCCUGUCGGUACUAGUCGCCUUCGUGAUCUUAUAGCUGCGGCAAGAAAAGCAAAGAAAAAUGAAGACCCUCCAACAGUACUACCAGAAGAAGAUCGAACAAACUCUGGGACAAACAUAAAAACAUUCGACGCGGGUUUCUUCUGCGUGCGGUCACCGGUCAAAUCACCACUUGCUCCCAGUACACCUUCCAACAAAUCCAGUUUGUUAAAGGCUGUGCUUUCUAGUGAAGCGAAAAAGGCUUCAGUUUCUAAGGAUUCUACAUCGUUAGCGAUGCUGCGGGCAUCAAUCAUUGGCAGAAGUGUGGAGAGUAACGACAUAGCUUUGCAGCAGUCCAAAGUGCCAGUAAUUCCAAUAAACCUCAUGGCGACACCAGGCAGAAGCAUUCUUAAGUCUACAAAUGUAGCAUCAACUGAGAGGAAAUCGGGCAAGAAAUCCAUAAAAAUAGUACUGUUUAACAAUUCAGAUGGUGAAAACAGUUUUUCACAAAGCCCAGAGGCUAUCGAGAACAUUGCAGAGGGCAAUAUAGACAGUGGCCUGUCCUUAAUAGAUGUAGAGAAGGAAUCCGAGCAGAAUAAAGAAAAUGUGAAGCAAAAGUCAAAGCUGGUGAGGCAGAAUGCGUUUGAAGAUAGAAGUCCAGUUUUAACAAGAAGCAGACGCAAGAGCAUGAAUACACCACUGGUUGACAUGUCCUUUGAAAAUUUAGAAGACAGAAAAAGGUCAACAAGAACGGAAGUGGCAAAGGAAAAUGAAGCAGAAGAGAAGAUAAAUCAAACACCCAAGCGUUCAACUAGAAGAAGGAAGAGCUCCGUUGCAAGUAAAAUGGUUUGA